Molecule: messenger RNA, 1815 nt
Organism: Zea mays
Lineage: Eukaryota; Viridiplantae; Streptophyta; Magnoliopsida; Poales; Poaceae
Product: putative magnesium transporter NIPA6
Exons: 9
Coding region: 372-1322 (316 amino acids)
Biological process (GO): magnesium ion transport
Cellular component (GO): membrane
Molecular function (GO): magnesium ion transmembrane transporter activity
Source: RefSeq, a predicted model, not a curated record
AGCGAGAAAAUGACGCCUAAUCAGCGUGUUUUGUUUUGUUUCGUCUCGUCGACCGAGCCGUCCGUCGUCCUCCCUGGCGGUCUGGCCGCCUCCGCCUUCCUCCCCGUGCGUCUCACCCUUUUCCUCUACAGCUUCCUCUGCCCAAUCAGCUCGUCCUCUCCCCUCCUCUCCCUCCCGUGAACUGCUAAAAUCCCUCGCCAAGCAUUUCCGUCGGGUUAGGUGGUAGAUAAGCCGAAAAUCGAGUGGAAAAGCAUCAAUCGAGUGCUGCGCUAGUUGCCUGGUUCGUCCCAACAAAUUCCACCGGGAAUCAGGGUCGUCCGGCAGCGGCUGAGGCGUCUGGGUUCUGGAGGAGCGGCCGUCGGUGAGGGGGGAUGGGGGGCGGCGGCGGAUCCUCCGGGCCGGAGCUGUCGACGGACAACAUGAAGGGGAUAGUCCUGGCGCUGCUCUCCAGCGGCUUCAUCGGCGCCAGCUUCAUCAUCAAGAAGAAGGGUCUCCGCCGGGCCGCUGUCGCCUCCGGCGUCCGUGCAGGUGUAGGCGGGUACUCAUACCUCAUGGAGCCCCUGUGGUGGGUUGGCAUGAUCAUUAUGAUUGUAGGUGAGAUUGCCAAUUUCGUGGCAUAUGCUUUCGCCCCCGCUGUUCUGGUUACUCCCCUUGGAGCACUCAGCAUAAUUGUUAGUGCAGUGCUGGCUCAUUUCAUUCUGAACGAGAGGCUGCAUGCCCUCGGGGUGCUCGGCUGCGUGAUGUGCAUUGCAGGGUCUGUGGUCAUUGUUAUCCACGCUCCACAGGAGCAGGAGAUUACUUCAGUUAAGGAAAUAUGGAACAUGGCGACACAACCUGCUUUCUUGUUAUAUGUUGCGUCAGUUAUUGUGAUUGUUUUUGUCCUGGUGUUCUAUUUCUCCCCUCUCUAUGGGCAGUCCAAUGUGUUGAUCUACACUGCCAUUUGCUCUUUGAUGGGCUCUCUUUCGGUUAUGAGUGUUAAAGCUCUUGGUACAUCACUAAAGCUUACUUUUGAGGGAACAAACCAAUUAAUAUAUCCAGAGACUUGGUUCUUUAUGCUUGUUGUGGCUACUUGUGUGUUGACUCAGAUGAAUUAUCUGAACAAGGCACUUGACACGUUCAACACGGCAAUUGUAUCUCCAAUAUAUUAUGUAAUGUUCACAACUCUUACAAUACUUGCCAGCGUCAUAAUGUUCAAGGAUUGGUCUGGUCAAAGCCCUGGAAGCGUCAUUUCUGAAAUUUGUGGCUUGGUUGUGGUGUUGUCUGGUACCAUUUUGUUGCAUGUGACGAAGGAUUAUGAAAGGAUCCCACAAUCAAGAAAUUAAAUGGAGAAUUGUUGAAGCAUGUCGUGGAUGAGAGGACUUCGGACGAAGAAAAGGCCUUGAGAAGACAGGAGAUGUAUUAGCGUGCGUCAGAAUAUCAAAGGAAAUAUAGGUUACUCUGAUGGAUUCUCCGGCAGGGGCUUGUACAUGGCGUAGUGAUAACCUUCCCAUAGCGAUUGUUGAUUCCUCCAUUACAGUUUGUUGGUUUGUGUAUAUAACUGCAGCAAUUUGUGGCUACCGAGUGAUUGCAAAUCUGCCGAGGUGGUGGAAGGCUGCAGAGUUCCACCAAAAAGAAUCUAAGUCGGGUGCAUAGAUUCUUAUCGAAUUCCCUUCUUCCUUUCGUAACUUCCUCAGUUUUGUCCACGGCAUUUGUUCCAUGUGAGUUUUAGAGUGAAUCACGGACCCUAUGCAACUGAUGUACAUUAUUAUUGUCAUAGUGAAGUUCGUGCAACUGUGAAUGAUGUACAUUAUUAUUGUCAUUGAUGCUUCUGCGAAA